CGGAGAGAAAAAUAUUUUAAAGAUCGAGCGAUCACGCAGAGCGACAGGGAGGAGAAGAAACCAGAGCGCGGCGAUUUUAUUAAUAGAGAAAUAAAGGCUGCCGGCGGGGCGUGGGCGCGGGGUGAAAAGCGCGAGGCGAUAGAGAGAGAUCACGAGGUGGGUUUUCUCCUCCGCCCAAUCCAGUCCACCACCCCGGAGCUGGAGCUCAUCAUCAUCAGCUAACUAAACUAAAGGGGAGAAGGCAAGGUGUGUGUGUCUCUCUCUCUUGGAUCGCGGGGUCACGGGAGGAGCGAGCUCGGUUGCUUUGCUCCCGGCGCCGGCGGUGGGUGGAAGGGAAGGGGAGAGGGGAGGGAGGGGAUGGACCGGGCGGCGCUGACGGUGGGGCCGGGCAUGGACAUGCCCAUAAUGCACGACGGCGACCGCUACGAGCUCGUCAAGGACAUCGGCUCCGGCAACUUCGGCGUCGCGCGCCUCAUGCGCAACCGCGCCGACGGCCAGCUCGUCGCCGUCAAGUACAUCGAGCGAGGGGAGAAGAUUGACGAGAACGUGCAGCGGGAGAUCAUCAACCACCGGUCGCUGCGCCACCCCAACAUCAUCCGCUUCAAGGAGGUCAUCCUCACGCCCACGCACCUCGCCAUCGUCAUGGAGUACGCCUCCGGCGGGGAGCUCUUCGAGCGCAUCUGCAACGCCGGCAGGUUCAGCGAGGACGAGGCGCGUUUCUUCUUCCAGCAGCUGCUCUCAGGAGUCAGCUACUGCCACUCCAUGCAAGUAUGCCAUCGUGACUUGAAGCUGGAGAACACGCUGCUGGACGGGAGCACGGCUCCUCGCCUCAAGAUAUGCGACUUUGGCUAUUCCAAGUCGUCGGUUCUUCAUUCGCAACCAAAAUCUACGGUUGGAACACCGGCGUACAUUGCUCCGGAGGUUCUUCUCAAGAAGGAAUAUGAUGGAAAGAUUGCGGAUGUGUGGUCCUGUGGAGUGACGCUCUAUGUUAUGCUAGUUGGUGCAUAUCCCUUUGAGGAUCCUGAUGAGCCCAAGAAUUUUAGGAAGACAAUUCAGAGGAUAUUGAGUGUGCAGUACUCGAUUCCAGAUUACGUGCACAUAUCUUCCGAGUGUCGAGAUCUUAUCGCCAAGAUUUUCGUUGGCAACCCAGCUACCAGAAUCACAAUCCCUGAGAUAAGAAACCAUCCGUGGUUCUUGAAGAACCUCCCAGCUGACCUGGUGGACGACAGCACCAUGAGCAGCCAGUAUGAGGAGCCUGAACAGCCGAUGCAGAGCAUGGACGAGAUCAUGCAGAUCCUGGCGGAGGCCACCAUCCCGGCGGCCGGUUCUCGGAUCAACCAGUUCCUGAACGACGGUCUCGACCUUGACGACGACAUGGACGACCUUGAUUCAGACGCCGACCUCGACGUCGAAAGCAGCGGGGAGAUAGUGUAUGCUAUGUGACGGUGCAAAACCUCUCGACGAAGCAGUUCUUCUAUAAGUUGACCGUAAGAUGCCAAGCUACUCGAGACUCUCAGAAGGGAUAGGGUACCGCGGUGCUUGAUAGCCCGCCCACAAAUGUUACUUUGUUGUACUAGUUGGUCUCUGUACUUCCAAUGUUGUAGUACAACGGUUUGGCCUUUUGGAUGUGACCUUGUGUUGCUCCAAUGCUGUGUUGACUAUCUCUGCUGAUUUGAGAACUGGUAGAUCAUCUGUAACCCGUGUCAUCACAUCAUCUUUGUACCAUGUAUAUGUGUUGUAGGCAAAUAAGAGACACUACAGCUUGAUCAGUUUCGUUUCGACCUUUCA
Messenger RNA from Triticum aestivum (bread wheat), 1788 nucleotides. Its product is annotated as serine/threonine-protein kinase SAPK10. NCBI's taxonomy places the organism in Eukaryota, Viridiplantae, Streptophyta, Magnoliopsida, Poales, Poaceae. Gene Ontology annotation, biological process: protein phosphorylation. The record is from RefSeq and is a predicted model, not a curated record. Gene Ontology annotation, cellular component: nucleus. Gene Ontology annotation, molecular function: protein serine/threonine kinase activity; ATP binding. The transcript is spliced from 8 exons. Bases 358 to 1443 code for a protein of 361 amino acids.